Molecule: messenger RNA, 1566 nt
Organism: Mucor velutinosus
Lineage: Eukaryota; Fungi; Mucoromycota; Mucoromycetes; Mucorales; Mucoraceae
Exons: 5
Coding region: 1-1566 (521 amino acids)
Molecular function (GO): protein binding
Source: RefSeq, a predicted model, not a curated record
AUGGCAUUUUAUCAAGACCAUCUCGAUUCCUUUGAUCAAAAUAACAAUAGCAACAUAAAGAAGAACAAGGGCAUCAUAUCGAGGAUGAAACGAUCGCUUUCAACAAGUGGCAGGCCUCCAGCGCCAAUACCACUUCGAUUGCCUUCAUCAUCACAGCAGUCCGUCUCCAGUAUGUCAACACUGGACAGCCCCUCUGCCAUGCAACGCAGCUUCAGCCCUAUUCCCAGCAAUCUAUCAAGCCCAAUACCUACAACAACCACAGCUACCUCUCUCUCAUCAACAGCGAUGGGGAACAGCCAUUCCACCUCUUACUUUGGCCCAUCGCCAACAAUACAUCUCAGCUACGAGACAUUUGCCUCUUCCUCUGCCUCCAGUCUAUCGAUCCAGUCGUUCCCAGCAGAUACAUUGACAUCGACAAGGUCUUCUGUUCGUGAUACAUUAUCAUCCACCACAAGCCAUAAAAUACCGUCGAGCUCGUCCUUCACGUCGCUCAAUGUGACCAAAACCGAAAAACUGCAGGUCAAAUCCAUGUUUGAAAGUCGACUGAUCGAGAACGAAAAGGUGGCUAUGACCAAACUCGUGGAUGCUGAACCCAAGACGCUUGUGAAUAAGCAAAAGAAGCCGACCAAGGAUGUAAGCUACGCUCCUGCGCCUGCCAUGUACUGGUCAUGUCCUGAAAUGUAUGGCACACGACCGCCCAAAUUAAGAGCUCAUGCAAGUGUUGUGUAUAAUGGCAAGAUGUUUGUCUAUGGUGGUACGAGCAAAAAUAAGUGUUCAGACACUCUGUACGUUUUGGAAUUAGACACAUUUACUUGGUCCAUGCCCCGAGUGUAUGGCAAAGUGCCUCCCGCUUGUAGGGCGCACUGCUUGUUAGCCAACCCAAGCAACGGCAAGAUAUAUCUCUUUGGCGGAGGAGACGGACAGAAAUACCACAACCACUUGUAUAUAUUGGACACACACACCAUGAUAUGGUCGAGGCCAAAGACACUCGGCCAAAAACCUUCUGAACGACGUGCACACAUCACUGUACUAUGGCAGCAUGCCAUUUACGUUUUUGGUGGUGGCGAUGGCACCAAGGCGUUGAAUGAUGUACAUCGUCUCGACUUGAAAACAAAGGAAUGGACAGCAAUAGAUACCAAGGGAACCAAACCAACAUGUCGAGGAUAUCAUACAGGCACUCUGGUAGGCAGUAAGCUGGUUAUAUUUGGCGGCAGUGAUGGCAAGGAGUGCUUUGGUGGUAUUCAUGUGCUGGACUUGAAAACGAGUGUCUGGCAUCCUAUUCAUUUAGAUGAGCAAGUACCCAGAUUAUCACAUUCUGCUAUCUGUGUAGGCUCCUUUUUGUUUGUCAUUGCUGGUCAUGAUGUCAAUAUGAGUUGGGAAACAAGAGCCGUGUACGGUCAGGCACCUACACCUUGUGGUUACCAUACCACUGUAUUAUACGAUAGCAGAAUAUUCUUGUUUGGUGGCUAUAAUGGAUCCAGCUUCUCUAAUGAUGUUUAUAUCUUGGAUUUGAGCUCAUAUGCUUAUUUGCCUCAAAUUGUUAAUUUCACGAUUGAUACCUUUUAA